GAGGAGUAGGAGAAUCAUUGGUUCAUUUUGCUGGUUUUCAAGAAUAGAAGUGGAGGAGAGGAACAAGAAGAGGAAGCUAGGGUUUUGGAGGAGAAAACAAGAGGUUCUGGAGUUUAGUAGCCGCGUGUGACCUAGCCGGAGGUUCUUCCUUGGUUAUUGGAGAUUAGGACGAUGGUUGCAGGAAGGAAUGUUGACAUUAAUGUUAAGGCAAUGAUGAGGUGGACUGGUGCGAUUGGAAAAGCGCCGCAAGAGAAUGGUGGUUAUGGAGGAAAGGAUGAGUUCCGUGUUUUUGAAGAUUUUCAAAGGUGCAACCCGCCGAUCUUUAAAGAAGGGUAUGGACCGGACAAAGCGCACGCAUGGAUGAGAGAAAUUGAGAAGAUCUUUCAAGUUGUGAGUUGUACUGAUGUACAGAAGGUACGGUUUGGUACUCACAUGCUGACAAAAGAAGCUGACGUUUGGUGGAGUAAUACUGUACGGAGAUUUCAAAUAGAAGGUAUUGAAGUUACUUGGACUCUUUUCCGUGAUGCAUUUUUGGGAAACUAUUUUCCAGAAGAUGUGCGUGGAAAGAAAGAAGUGAGGUUUCUACAGUUGAAACGAGGAGGAGAACAGUUCCGUGAGAAAUCGUACGAUGACAUGAGGGAACAAUCUGGUCUUGGCAAGAAGCCAAGUGGGGGAGGAGCUUCUACUCCAAUUAAGUGCUACACGUGUGGCGAGACGGGUCACAAAACUGUUGAUUGUGGAAUUGGCUCGAGUAGGAUUUGCUACAGUUGUGGUGAGCAAGGACAUAAUUGUGCCAUGUGCGAUAAGCCAAAGAAGGAGCAAGCGAAAGGAAAAGUGUCUGCGUUGUCUGGUGCUGAGACUAAUACUAAGGAUAAGUUAAUCUGAGGUUCUGGAGUUUAGUAGCCGCGUGUGACCUAGCCGGAGGUUCUUCCUUGGUUAUUGGAGAUUAGGUAGUGAGUCGAUGCUCUGGUCAUGUAACACUGGGUAGGCUAGGUGUAUUGAACUCAUGUUAUGUUUGUGUAUGUAUUAUGCUAUGACUGGUGAACUUAUUUAUUGGAUACAUGUCUUUUGAGAGGCUUACAAGCCAAACCUUUGAUUAUGUUUUAUGUUGGAUUGAGACUACUAGUCGAUGUAUGAUCAUGGUAUGGGACAUGAAUCAUUAUAAAUCACAUGAGUAUCAUAUAUUUCCGCUGUGAAUGCAUAUCCAGGUUAAAUUGUGAUUUGAUAU
Molecule: messenger RNA, 1228 nt
Organism: Vicia villosa (hairy vetch)
Lineage: Eukaryota; Viridiplantae; Streptophyta; Magnoliopsida; Fabales; Fabaceae
Exons: 4
Coding region: 172-885 (237 amino acids)
Molecular function (GO): nucleic acid binding; zinc ion binding
Source: RefSeq, a predicted model, not a curated record